AUGUACCCCAAACCCUCUGCAAAGGCUUCCUCGGUCCUCGGCACGUUCUCAGCAGGGUUACCUACCGUCUUAGCUGCCAAUGGUCUGCUUUGCGUUGGAACUGAACAAGGAAAAAUAUACGUCUACGAUUUCAAGCAGACACUAAAGGCAGUCUGUGGGACACUGUCUGAUGACCAUACGUGUAUAGCUUCUGGCCAUAUAACUGGUCAUAUUCACCUUUAUGACUUAAAAAAACCGAAUUCCCCAUUCCGAUCUGUGCCGCCCGUCACUUUAUCUGCUGUAUCCUCUGGUCGCAAAGAAGGCCACUUGGAAGGUUCUUGUAUUGUCAGCAUUGGCUUCAUAGCUGGAAGACAUACAGCGAUUGUUUCUGCAGACGAAAAGGGCUUGGCAUUUUUCCAUUCUCUGGGAAAGCUGCUCUUUGUAGAAGCACCGGACAUUCUUCGCAUUCUUGGGCGAUACCCUGACUCCUCACCUUCAUUGAAGCCUCUACCACGACAUCUGCCAAAUGAUGGACCUGAACGAGGGCCUAAUGUGCGUGCAAAUCGAUAUACCAUCUUGGCUAUGGCAUCCUUGCCACUAGGCACACCGAAUCCGACAGACACUUACGAUCUUGUUGCUCUGCUUACACCCACAAAAUUGGUCGUCGUCGGUCUGCGACCGACCCCGAAAACAUGGUUCAAAUUUCCUCGUGAUCCAAGUGAAGGAACGUCGAGGUCUGGGUGCAAAGGCGUACUGGCCUGGUUUCCGAGUAUUUCACGUUCGACAUCGAGAUUACCCGAAGCAAGUCAAGCCGGAAAGCAAAAAGAAGGGUCGAGUGAGAGUUCAGUCGCCCCGAUGCUUGCAUUUACAUGGGGAACGUCCCUUCGUCUCGUUCGCAUGGAAGUCGGGACGAUUGUUCAUGAACUUGUGAGAAAAUGGAUAAUGGAAGACGAUAUUCUCUCUGUCCAGUGGUUGAAUGUCAAUCAAAUCGUCGUCGUCACUUCCACGACUUUAGGAGUGUACGACAUCACAUUGUGUCGUCUAAUUGAACAGGUCGAUUUUGAUGGCAUGUCAUUAUCGCCAUCGAACCAGAGUACUGAGACGAACGCGUCCGCACGAGCGGAUACAAUCCACAUCGUCUCGCAUCGUGCUAGAGACCGAUUUCAGGUCGGUACGCUGUUAACUUGGGCUGAUCGCAUUCUCGCAUUGGUACAAACCGGAGACUUUCUCAAGGCAAUCGACCUCACACGAGCAUACUACUCCGAUGAAGCACCUGGAAAUAGGAAUGGACUUCCUGAUGACCCUGAUCUUCGAAAGGAGGUCAUCGGUGAAAAGAUGAAGAGCCUCAUGAACGCCUCCACUCUCUGGGCAUUUUCUGAAGACCGCAUGACUGAUGAAACUCAUUCAACGCCAGAUGGUCGUGGCGUGGAUCGUACCUCCCUAUUUGAAGCCCUUGUCACGAUUUGUUGUCGUGUUUGCAUCGCACUGUCCGAUUUCGAGUUUUUGUUUGAAGAUUUGUUCCAGAAGUACGACGAUGCAGGUAUAACGACGAUCUAUCUUCGUCAGCUGGAACCUUUUGUUUUGGACAACGAAAUUCGGCAUGUUCCUCCACGUAUAACCCAGAGACUCAUCCAUCUUCACGAGGAAGAUGGUCAACCAGAGCACGUGGAGCGCAUCAUUUGGCACAUGGAUCCUUCAUGUCUAGAUUUGAACCAAGCCAUUCGCCUGUGCCAGAAGUUUCACUUGUACGACGCCCUCAUCUACAUAUACAUCCGUGCGCUUCAAGACUAUGUUGCGCCCGUGGUUGAACUCCUUGGACUCGUCCGACGUGUCCAGCAGUAUGAAAAAGCUCAGACAAAGUCUUUUGAAGAACAAAGAUUAGCCUUGGAUGAUGACACCAUUGGACCUAUUACUGCUAAUGCGUACAAAGUGUACCCCUACUUAGCCAACAUUUUGUUGGGGCUCAUUUAUCCAAGCGAGGAACCCUUGUCGGCCCUAGACGCUGUCAAGGCAAAGGUUGAUGUUUACACAUUUCUCUUUUUUGGCCGUUCUAAUGUUUGGCCUCCCGGCGAAAAUGGCCAGCUGGUCUUGACUUCGGAUGAGGAAGGAGGACCAGAGCCGACGUACCCUUAUGCUCGUCAGCUUCUACGAUUCGAUUCAGAGUCCUUUCUUCAUUCUCUCGACAUUGCCUUUGAAGACGCCUUUUUAAACGAGGAAUCCAGGAAUAUCAACCGUUUAAUCAUUGUCAGAAUUCUGCUGGAAAUCAUAGCUUCAGGCGAUCUGCCACCGAAAGACGUCACUUUUGUGAAUAUUUUCAUUGCACGAAACGUGCCCAAAUAUCCUCAAUUCUUACAAGUUGCACCAAGUGUUCUUCACGCUAUUCUGGUCAACCUCGCCCAAGAUCCUGAUAGCAGAACACGUGAGGAUCGGCAGCUUGCAGUUGAAUAUCUGCUAUCUGUGUACAAUCCUCACGAAAGUGAUCGAUUUGUCGCCCUCUUUGUGGCGGCCGGUUUCUACCGGAUCCUUCGGUCGUGGUAUCGUCAAGAGAGGCGGUGGCCGCAAUUACUUUCAACUUACUUCGAUGAUCCCCAGUUUCCCACCUCGGACGUUUUGAAGAAGGCGAACGAAGUGCUCUCUCUUUCAUGCCGUUCAAACAAGAGUGUUGUUCCUACCGGUCUUGCGGGGACAAUUUCCGACUUUCUCCCGAAGCUAUUGCGUGCUAGUAUUCGGGGUACUGCGAUCAUCCUUGAAGAGUAUUUGCCACAACUCCACCAACAAGCUCUGGACUCAUUAGAUCUCAAUGAGGAUGGCCACCAGAGUCAAUUCGAAUAUCUUAACUGCUUGCUUGGGCCCCUCGGUGGCAAUGAUGAAGGUUUCGCAACUCACCACGGAAGCGAGAAGUCGGAUAAUCUGGGAAAUCUUCGUCAACUAUUCAUUGCUCUCCAAUGCCAACUCCAUCCUGGGGAAGUAAUUGAGCUCCUUCAAUAUUUACCGUCGGAAAAGCUUGAUUGGACGCAGGUUUUUCAGACUUGCGAAGCAAAUGAAGUACUCGACGCUGCUGUGUGGACAACAAACAAGAUAAGCGGUCCUCGAGAAGCGCUUGUUCAAGCAGGUUCCUACCAGCAACGUCUGACUCAUCAAAUCGCACAAGCACUUCUGGAGAGUUCCUUGCGCAACACUCAACAUCCUCUGGAAAUUUUGCAAGCCGUGGGUCGGAUAGGGACCACUAUAUGCCUCGAACAUUCUCAGGGACCCUCUACCACCAAAGUCUCUUCGGAAGAUUUGUGGUUUUUGCUUUUGAGCCGUCAAAUACAGACCGUCCAGCUCCUCGCUGACUCACAGCCCUUGAAAGACAGGGAUUCACAAUUCAUGACAAGUAAUGACUUGGAAUACAUGCUUUCUUCAACACGCUCGCUUGUACAAGAAACGUUCGGGGCUCUGGUGUCAAUCACAUCAACACGGGCUGUGUCGUUCCCUCGUCUUUUCAAACGCCUUGUUAAUUCUGCCCCUACAUCUAUGGGCAACCAUUACACAGAAUUCAGGAUCGUCCUCGGGGGUAUGCUGGACUCAUAUCGUUCAGACGGCGACAUGUUGGUAAUGACAAAACAUCUUGUCGAUAGUGAUCUGUUUGAUGUUAUUGCCGCCCAUCAGCGUGAGCGAGAUCGAGGAUGGUCUCCUCAUCGGGGCAUUUGCAACACUUGUCGCAAACCGUUGGCACACACUGAAAAUCCAAUACCGGCUCUCAGUCACGAUCCUUCCAUAGUUGCCUUCCGAUCUGGGGCGAUUUCCCAUAGACGUUGUUUGCCCGUAGGAUAG
Molecule: messenger RNA, 3795 nt
Organism: Laccaria bicolor S238N-H82
Lineage: Eukaryota; Fungi; Basidiomycota; Agaricomycetes; Agaricales; Hydnangiaceae
Product: vacuolar protein sorting-associated protein
Exons: 5
Coding region: 1-3795 (1264 amino acids)
Biological process (GO): protein targeting to vacuole; endosomal vesicle fusion
Cellular component (GO): late endosome; HOPS complex
Molecular function (GO): protein binding
Source: RefSeq, a predicted model, not a curated record